UUCGCCGCGGGCUUUGAGUGAACUAACAUGUCAGGAACCUGGAGUAUCGCCAGCAGCCACAGGGAGACGAAUGAAACACGUUAACUACAUGUAGUUUUGUGUACAACGGUAUAUUGGUGCUUAGGUCCUAAUAACUUUCAUCGUGGGAGGUUCUCUAUGCACUUGGCUCCCUGGUUUUCGCUGGUAGAAUGGGCUCUACAGGUAAUCCUCCCCGUAUGACAGCCCGGGGCCAGGUAGAUUACAGCUACUCUGGGUAUUGACGAGUCAAACUGGGUCAAUAACAGCGAGGUGAGUGUCUUACGGCGGGAUAACGUCACUGGACCACUUGUCUCAAGGACAUAGAGACGCGGGAAGAGUUUCUUCUUCUGGUUAGGGAAGGGGACAUUUUAGUCAGAGAGGGCCUGGGACGCAGGCCUCCCUCCCCUGCAGCCAUGCCGGUCACUACCCGUGACGUCAAUGAUGUGGCGCGUCUGGUUUCAUGGAAACUGGAGAAGUAUAUCAACGAUAAACACCGUGAGCUGUAUUUUGAUGCCUCUGCCGGACCCAGGAAAGAAAGCUACCCGUCGUGGGAUUUCAAAGGCGUCAACGAAAUGGUGUCAAGGGACAAGUCCGACCGGAGAAGACAUUUCAGGGAAAGACAACUCAUGCAAAAACGAUCAACUUCGGACAGCAUGCAGGGGGAUAAAAUUGAUCCAGUGAUUAUCGAUGACCAUCUUCGAUCUGUAACCGAAAGCGAGGCAUCGUCUCUCGUCAGAUUCGCCAACAAAAUCUUCAAGGAACACCCAAUCGGCAGCCUACAGCAACUGCUGGAAUACAAACCUAGGCCGGAGAACGGUGCAGGACCGGACACUGUGCAGAAUUUCAACUUUCACGUGGGUAGCUGCUUAAGGUCACGUGACUACAAAGAUUACUAUGAAAAAUACGGGCUGAAGAGUGGAGACGUUAGCAAUAGGCUGACACCAAAAGUUGAACAUUCAUCCAGGCAAUUCACUAAGUCGUCCGAUAGGGAGUUAAUUAAGAUCGGCUACGAUGAUAAAGAAAACAGACAUAACAGUCCUGCUAAGGGGGCUGCAGAUCGUAGGAGCAGCCAAUCCCUAAAACAGAAUUACCAACACUGGAGUAACCAGUCACGAUACAAAGCCAGCGUGCGGUCUCUAAUCAAGCUGUUACUAGACGAGGGUACGAGCCAAACAGUGGACAGUAAGGAGACCAGGCAUGGACCCAAGAGAAAGGCCUCUCUUAAACCUCUGGGUAACAGAGACAAGAGGAAAUCUCUUGUCCACGACACCCCCGCAGAUGCAGAACCAUCCGCGUUGAGCACGAAGGAUUACACGAUCGAUGCCGCUUUCUUCGAGCAAAUGUACAAAAUGUAGGAACGGAAGUUGAAUCAUGUGCCUUGUUUAAAUAAACAUUUACGGAGAGAGAAAAACGUUUGAUUAUUCUGGUAAAAUCUAAUGCCAAAAGUCAAAAGAUCAACUUGCUUCUGCAGCAAUAAAGUUUGUCC
This is a messenger RNA of Liolophura sinensis, 1504 nucleotides long. RefSeq lists its product as uncharacterized. NCBI's taxonomy places the organism in Eukaryota, Metazoa, Mollusca, Polyplacophora, Chitonida, Chitonidae. The record is from RefSeq and is a predicted model, not a curated record. The coding region runs from base 432 to 1373 and encodes 313 amino acids. The transcript has 9 exons.